CUUCCGGAUGAACUGGUUUCUUGUCUGUAGAAUAAGUUAAUUUCCCAUGACUCUAUCUCGAUUCGUUUAAUGGAAAGGUCCAGAUAAAGAGGCACCUCAAAGGGCACUUAUUUUGACAUUUCCCAGCUGACGGAUCACAAUAUUUUGUUGAUCAGAAUAUUAUGGAGAAGGAACAAUAUAUAAUGAAAAUGGAACAAGCACUGUCUGAAGUAAAUCAGAUAAAACAACAGCUACAGAGAAAUGCUGCUGAGGUAAAAUCUGAGAUUCACUCAAGUAUAAGCCGUCAGUUAGAAGCUCUGAGAAACCGUGAAGUUUGGCUGCUGAAUCAAGUGGAAUUAAUACAAAAUAUGAAAGAUGAAGUUUUACACAUUCAGCAAGCUAGACUGAACAAGAUGUUAGGUGUGGCACAGAGUUGUCUAACAGAAAGUCUGGGAAAUAAAUUUGAUUCCACAGAUCUGAAGCCGGAUGAGAACCCAUGGAUUGCAUUUAAGUAUGAUGCAGCUAAGUUGAGAGAGAGUAUUACAUCCUAUGGAAGAGUAGAAUCCAGUAACAGACCCCCCAAUACUGUGUUUGUGAAGCCAGGAUACCCAGCUAGGAGUCUACCACCACAUUUUGAGGACUAUGAUGAUGCUGACCAUCAUGUUCUGUACAAGACUGUAGAGGGUGCAACCAAAUCAUCAAAAAGUACUGUGGUAACUUUCACCCUCCCGAUUUUGUCAUCUUCAUUAAAAGAUUGGUUGGCUUACUCCAAUACUGCUCCUGUGUCAUCUAACACCAGUGACAAGCAGACGAUCUCAUUCCCUGCCAUGAGUUCUUCUAACAAGGAAUGGCUGACUGGUUCCACCACAGCUGACUCUAUUUCUCCAUUGUCAUCUGAUUCAUCUGGUUCCUGGCAGAUGGCCAGAGAUGAUACUGAUGUCAAUAUACAGAUGUGGUUAAAGGACAUCAAACAGAAUCCAGUAAUUGAAGAUGAGGAUGAUUUUGAAGUCAUCUCUAAGAAGGAGUUCAUGGGAGUUGACAGGUAUCAGAGAAAGGCACCAGUCCCAAUUUCCAACUCUGCUCCAGACCUCAAGUAUAUGGACCAUGAAACCUGGCUUAAACCAGAAAGUCAAACUCAAACUAGUGCUCCAAAAUCCAUCAAACUACCAUCCCAUUUAGAAAACAGUGGUACAGAAACUUGGCUGUGCAAAAAAUGGAAGAGGAAUGCCAAAUCAAGCUGUGAAGAGAAAUGUGGAAAGACAGGCCCUCUUGAAAUUGAGAACAUCUGUGACUACCUGAAUGAUAAGGUCUGGAUAAAGUCAACAUCCUGUAGUGAUAAUCGUCAGAUGGAAGUUUGCAAAGCCAAUGAACCUUGCCAAGGACCAGAUCACUGUGUUGCCACAUCCCACUGUUUUUACACAAACAAUGCAUUUCCCAGCACCGAUUCCAGUCAGUGGUUAAUAAAUGGUGGUAAGAAUAUUGCCCCAACCACACCAGUCAACACUUGUAUGUUUCAACAGUUCAGAAAACCAUCUAAUGAUGAACAAUCAAACAUGUGGUUAAAAUCAAGAAGUAAACAACAACGCAACCUUGAAGAUUGGAAAGCUAAACCUAUCGAACUGGAAGAAAAAGUAUGGAUUAAAAAAGAUUCUUCCAAUGUCCUUCCUGAGUCAACUACGCCUUUCACAGUUAGUGCAUCGUGGGACAAGGUUAUGACCUUUCAUAGCCAGAUAGGUAAUGACCAGUGGCUCCUUCAAGAAUCUAGCAAGCAAGAGCAAAAUGAGUACAAUCCUUGGAUCCUAAAAAAUUCUUCAACUGCUGACGAGAUGUGUGAAAAUGAUCAGUGGAUUUAUACUAAAAUGGAUGAUGCCAUAGAUAUUCUUCAGUAAAACUGAUGCCAUAGACAUUCUUCAGUAAAACUAUUAUCUAUAAUUGUGAGUUUCAAAUGAAUGACAUUUAUAAGGAUUUCAAAUGAAUUAAAUUGAUAUUAUUGAUCCUAUUCUUAGAAUUGCAAAUUAUAAAUGCAUACUACUGACUCGUUCAUGUGGUAUUAUAUUUAGCUAUGAAUUUUCUAAUUCUGUUGGAAAUCUAAUUAUCAAAUUGUAACGUAGUGAAAAAAUCCAUGAAUUCCAUAGUUUAGUGUUUUUUUCUGUUCUCAUAAAAUUCAUAUCGAUUUGUUAGUAUCAUUUAAUAACAGGCACAGCAAGUAAAAUAUCUAAUUAUUUUUUUACAAUUACUAACUUUCAUUUGAAACUUACUCAUGUUAAAGCAAUUACCGGUGUUUGUUAUUAAAUAUUUGUGGAUUUUAUGAUUAGUAAAGUUGGUUUUGAAAAUAAAACAACUUACAAAGUUUCCUCCCAAAAUAUUAUUAUGAUCAUAAGUUUAAAGGAAGGGACUACACAAAAAUUCUCAUAUAAUUGAUGUGCAUAAUUAAUUAAAGAUGAAAAUUUCUGAAAUGAUUCAAGUCAUGCAAGUAGUGUUAUAAUCAGGGUAUGACAUCAUAACACCAAAGUAGCUAAAAGUGAAUACAUGUGAAUGAAUAUACCUACAUUUGUGAAUAGAAAGAGUAACAAAAGAUUUUUAUGAAGACUGGAAACAAAAGAUAUGAAGAAAUAAGCAUGAAAAUUAACAUAUUAAAAUUCUUUCAAUAUACAGUUACGGAUAAUUAUUAUUAUGCCCAAGCUACGAUAGUAGAGGGGCAUUAUGUUUUUCGGUCUGUGCGUUCGUUCGUCCCUCUGUUCCACUUCAAGUUAAAGUUUUUGGUCAAGGUAGUUUUUGAUGAAGUUGAAGUCCAAUCAACUUGAAACUUAGUACACAUGUUCCCUAUGAUAUGAUCUUUCUAAUUUUAAUGUCAAAUUAGAGUUUUGACCCCAAUUUCACGGUCCACUAAGCAUAGAAAAUGGUAGUGCAAGUGGGGCAUCUGUGUACUAUGGACACAUGCUUGUUUUUUCUAUGUUAUAUUUGUGAGCAUGAAAUUCUGUAUUAUUUGAUUUCUUCCUUAAAUAAAAUAUUUCUGUAAG
Messenger RNA from Mytilus californianus (California mussel), 2999 nucleotides. RefSeq names its product nuclear receptor coactivator 4-like. The record is from RefSeq and is a predicted model, not a curated record. Gene Ontology annotation, molecular function: transcription coactivator activity. NCBI's taxonomy places the organism in Eukaryota, Metazoa, Mollusca, Bivalvia, Mytilida, Mytilidae. Gene Ontology annotation, biological process: response to hormone; intracellular iron ion homeostasis. The transcript is spliced from 7 exons. The coding region runs from base 162 to 1868 and encodes 568 amino acids.